Molecule: messenger RNA, 264 nt
Organism: Schistocerca nitens (vagrant locust)
Lineage: Eukaryota; Metazoa; Arthropoda; Insecta; Orthoptera; Acrididae
Product: NADH-ubiquinone oxidoreductase chain 6-like
Exons: 2
Coding region: 1-264 (87 amino acids)
Source: RefSeq, a predicted model, not a curated record
AUGGAAAGAUAUUGUUUAUCAUAUAUUUUAUUUUUAACGUUUCUUGGUGAUAUAACAAUAUUUAUAGACUUUUUCAAAAAUACUGAAACUAUAAAUAUUGAUAAUUCAAUCAAUUAUCAAAAAAUAACAAUAUCUUUAGAAAAACUAUAUAAUAGACCAACAUUCAUUAUCACAAUAAUAAUAAUAAUUUAUUUAUUUUUAGCACUAUUAGCAGUUGUUAAAAUCACCAAUAUUAACCAGGUACCUAUUCGUAAAAUAAGAUAA